UUCCAAUUCACAGCAUGUCGCCGGAAGAGCUUACGUUCACGCUGGUGCUGCUGGCACUGUAUGCGGUCCCAUCGACGUUCCUUGUGCUCCGACGUCUCUUCACCGACCCCAAAGGUUGCCUGACCAAAUUCUUCGUCCUGAACUUCGUCGUGCUCCUGCUCUCGUUCUUCUUCGUGUGGCAACUCGUGGAAGCAAUCCAAACAAGCGACAUGAUCGCGUUCGACCCAUACGAGAUCCUCAACAUUCCAGGGUAUUCCACCAAGAAAUCCAUCCGCAAGGCCUACCGCGCACUCAGCCAGCAACUGCACCCCGACAAAUCGCGCGAUCCGUUGGCCGCGUCCAAGUUUUCCCGCGUGGCCAAGGCUUACGAAGCCCUCACGGACCCCGCGGGCAUUGCCAACUACAAGAAGUACGGCCAUCCUGAUGGGAAAUCGUUCCACCUUGUCGACUUCAAAGCGAUGAGCGGAACCACGGGCCUCGCCAUCAUCGCGGCCGUCUAUGGCGGUGUGCUCGUGGCCGGCAUUUUGAUGGCGCUGUUCGGCGGCGACCGGUACAAGCCAGAGGUGAACCCGGAGCUGGUGGAGCGCAUGAUGGCGGGAUGGCACGAUAAAAUGUCGACAUUUGAGAUUUUGACACGAAUUGUGACGGGGGUUAAGCAGCCAUUGGAGGAGAAAGCAGCCGGCAACUGCUGCGGCGGGGGCGGCUCCCUCUACGAAAUGGACGACGACAUGAAGGCAUUCUUGGUGGCGCUGGAAACCCACCAGUGCAUAUCGGCGAUCGAACACCGCGAUAUUUCGCGCAUCACAGGCCAAGACCACGUCCAACGAGAUGUGAUUGCCUUGUACUACCACUUGAAUCAAGCCAAAGUGCACGCCGUGAAGGACCUCGUCGUGCCUUGCAUCUUACCCCCCCGGGCCAAAGACAUUGCGCUGCAACUGCCGUACUUGCUCGACGUGUUUGUGGAGCUGUCCAUCAAGAUGGUAGCGGACAAGCGGUCCGACUCGGCGACGAUUGUGCAUGCGUUGCGGUUGUAUCCGUCGCUGGCGCAAGGGUCGCUGGUUGCCGACGCGGCGGCCAUUGCUGUGCAGCGGGGGCGGUUUCCAGACGGCGCCAAGGUACCGCAGCUGACGUUAACCGAGGCCACGUUGACCGUGGACGGCGAAAGCGACGUGUUCCCCAAGGAUUGGGUGACGUUGCGCGUGACGUGUGCGCGUCAGCACGUGGUGCCAUCGAAACCAGCGGCCAAGGCUCUGACCAUAUACGACAAGAUCGAUCCGUCGUAUUUGUACCGAAAGGAGCAGCUGUGGGUCGUGGCUUACGAAGGGACGACGCACACUUUGCUUGGUGCGUGGAAGGUUGAAGACCCCUCAGACAGCCAUCAAGUGUCGGAUGCGCUCGGGUUCUGGGCGCCAGCGUCCACGGGCGCGUUCAAGGUCGAGGUCAGAGUCUUGUCGACGACGUACUUGGACGUGGAGGCUAGCCAGACGCUGACGUUGAACGUAGUUAAGCAACCGCAGCAGCACCAGUCGACGUCGAUCUUUGAAGAACUCGACUCGGACGACGAGUAGUCGAGAUAACAUUAUAUGCAAAGUUAGUGUUGUCCUGAGAA
Aphanomyces astaci is the source of this 1609-nucleotide messenger RNA. RefSeq lists its product as hypothetical. The coding region runs from base 15 to 1568 and encodes 517 amino acids. The transcript is spliced from 8 exons. Gene Ontology annotation, biological process: SRP-dependent cotranslational protein targeting to membrane; post-translational protein targeting to endoplasmic reticulum membrane. Gene Ontology annotation, cellular component: Sec62/Sec63 complex. Lineage: Eukaryota; Oomycota; Saprolegniomycetes; Saprolegniales; Verrucalvaceae. Gene Ontology annotation, molecular function: RNA binding; transmembrane protein transporter activity. The record is from RefSeq and is a predicted model, not a curated record.